CUCCGCCUCCCUGCUGCUGCUGGCUGCCGUGUGGGUGGCCUGCCGGCGGGAACGGCAACGCACUCAAAGGCAGGGCAGAUUCCCCACUGGCUGCUCGUGAGGCCACCGUGGCGGCUGUGUCGUCAUCGGCACCACCGCCACCUGAUGUGGAUGGGGCGGUGAGGCAGCCACACUGCGAUGGCCAGGAGGCGGAUAGACGAACGCUGCCGGUGGCGGCGAGAAGGGUGGUGGGUAGGGAUGCGGAUAGGGGGGUGGGUAUGCGGGCAACCGGGGUGCCAACUGGGGUGUCAAGGGGGCUGGGGCGACGUGUGGCGAUGAGUGAGGAGCCAAACCAUGAGAGCCGACAGGCGGCCCAACCUGACGGCUCAUUAUAUUUGGGUGUCAUCAUGCUGGCUCAUUAUAUUUGGGUGUGCUGUGCUUACGGGAGGGAUGGAUGCGUGUGUAUGAGGGAGGCGGGUGACGUGACGGCCCACUUGACUUGAUGGUCCAGGCAUAUCUGCGGCCACGACAGGUGGCUGGAUGUCGGUGUGCGAAGCACUCUCCGCCUGCACACAGUGACAAAGAGAGGUGUUGUGAGGACAGCAAACAUCCCAAACACCACCUAUCUUUGGGUACUGUACCUGCCGUCGCCCUGGCCCAUCCCUGCCUGCCGUGGCAGCUAUGGCUUCCUCCCUCGAUAGCCCCAUCUCUUCCUCUGCGUGCACAGGCAAGGACAUGACAUGGCAUUGGUAUGGCGACGCACAAGCGCGGGUGACUUGCUAUAUGUUGCCCACCCAGAAGGGGAUUGUAGCGGGGAUAGCGUCCUGUGGGCCGGCUGGGCCGUCUGCCCAUGACGGAAAUGAACCAACCGGUCCUCGAGAACUGCACUCCACAUGGACAGCGGGCAGACAUGGCUUCAGUGCUGACUGUAAGACGUCAUUGCUUCCAUCUGUGUCCUCUCACCAGCCGCUCGUCUUGAGACUCUCCCUCCGCUCCUGACGCACUCGCACCUGCCCCGACGGCCUCGGAAGCACUAACAGCAUGAGGUCCUCCCGAUACGGCAGCCCCCGCGUUCGCCGCGUCAACCAACACAUCAGCAGCAGCAGCAGCAGCAGCAGCAGGAGAGGCCUCACGGCCCCGCUCUGUGUCGGUAGGCGGCUCCGCUGCUGGCUCGUAAGGUGGCUGAAUGGACACAUUCAGGCAGUGGACAGAUACGUUGAACUAUGGCGGACAGCCGUGGUGUGUUGGCCAUACCUGACUUGACGAAGACGAAACAGCGCCACCAGCAGCAGCCGUUGCGCCAGUCGACGAAGCGCCAUACAAUGCCAAACGCACCUGCUGUCCUUCCGACACGUCAGACCCAGGAUACCUCCCCUGCCGAAUCAUCAUCUGCAACUCCUCUGUAUGCACACAGGCAGACGAACGGCAGGUUGGCUAAGAGAUGACGAUGUGUGUGGCUGCUAUUGCCUACCAUGAAGUGGGUCGUGCUGGUCUUCAUCUACUUGGUGGCGGCGAUGGUCCCUGGCAGGAUCAGCAAGGGCCUGGCGAGUGGCCGCGUCAGCAGGAGCUGCAACAACAAACGACACCAAUGAGAGAGAGGCUCGGUGCGACCGAACCAUUUAGAGCUCACCAGGUCCUGCGCUACGGUGGGUGCCGCUGCUGCUGUUGUUAUCCAUGAAUCUCAGCAGUUUGCCGCCGAGCGACCGAGUCGGCUACAGUACGAGGGCAUAUCUUGCCAAAAAGGUCCAGAGUUUCCG
Molecule: messenger RNA, 1736 nt
Organism: Vitrella brassicaformis
Lineage: Eukaryota; Vitrellaceae
Source: the annotation of a GenBank genome assembly